Molecule: messenger RNA, 813 nt
Organism: Rhagoletis pomonella (apple maggot)
Lineage: Eukaryota; Metazoa; Arthropoda; Insecta; Diptera; Tephritidae
Exons: 1
Coding region: 1-813 (270 amino acids)
Source: RefSeq, a predicted model, not a curated record
AUGUAUCGGUGCGUUCGAGUCGCUGCACCCGAUAACAUGCUGCAAUGCAUAUUGUGGCGUAACUCGCCAGAAGAUGAAUUCAGCGUUUAUAAGCUGGAUACAGUUACAUAUGGAACCAAGCCAGCAGCGUUUCUGGCCAUACGGGCAAUGCAUCAGCCCGCCUCGGAUGAGUCCUCAUCUUACCCCUUAGGUGCACAAAUCGUUAUGCGCGACUUCUACGUAGAUGAUCUGAUAUCUGGUGGAAACACGGUAGAAGAAGUACUCGAAAUCAGGCAUCAAACGACCAGCCUCCUCGCUCGUGGCAAUUUCCGCUUACGGAAGUGGUGCUCCAAUAGCCAGGAGGUCCUGGGUGAUAUCCCUGAUGCUGAUAGGGAAAGUUUCCUGAAAUUUGAUGACGGUAGCAACAUCACCAAAGCGUUGGGUCUUGAAUGGGAUCCACUCAAGGAUAGUUUCUUGUUUGCUUUCACUCCCCGAAUUGCACCUGACAGAAAUUCCAAACGUUCUGCAUUGUCUGCCAUAGCUCGUUUCUAUGAUCCACUUGGACUUAUUGGUCCGACUCUAACCAAGGCGAAAAUUAUUCUGCAGCUUAUGUGGAGGGACAAACUUGAGUGGGACGAGAGCCUACCGCAAUCGCUUGAUACAGCUUGGUCUGCGUUCUGCAAGGACUUCGUCGACGUACAUCACUUAUCAUUCCCGCGUUACAUCGGAGUCACACAUGAAGUUCACGCAUUUUGCGAUGCCAGCCUCGAGGCAUACGGCGCUUGUAUUUAUGCUCGCUCAAUCCAAGAUGGCAACAUUCAAGUUCAUCUAUAG